Molecule: messenger RNA, 1855 nt
Organism: Syngnathus acus (greater pipefish)
Lineage: Eukaryota; Metazoa; Chordata; Actinopteri; Syngnathiformes; Syngnathidae
Gene: slc7a8a
Product: solute carrier family 7 member 8a
Exons: 11
Coding region: 317-1708 (463 amino acids)
Biological process (GO): amino acid transmembrane transport; neutral amino acid transport
Cellular component (GO): membrane
Molecular function (GO): L-amino acid transmembrane transporter activity; neutral L-amino acid transmembrane transporter activity
Source: RefSeq, a predicted model, not a curated record
GGGCAGAUUGCGGCUGCCUUGGACUUUUGUACUGUGCUGACUAUCAUGAUGAUUGGAGGCGACCUUUGACAUCGACGCCCUUUUAUGAGCCCCCGAACUCUGACUUUUGCUGCGUCAGCGGAUUGCCACUUCCCGUUUGCGCCCCACGAGCGGGUUGCCGUGUACGGCAGGGGCGCGCAUCUGUCUGUCGCUCACGUUGUCGUGCCAACGGCUUAUUUUUUCCUGUCCCUCGCUCGUAAAAUGGAGGCGGCGUCACAAAAGCACAGAAACAGGAAACAUCAUUGGCUCUGGGAUUUUCGUCAGCCCAAAGGGCGUGAUGGAGAACGCCAGCUCUGUGGGCGUGGCCCUGGUGGUGUGGAUCAUCACGGGCCUCAUCACCGCCAUCGGGGCGCUGUGCUACGCCGAGCUGGGCGUCACCAUCCCCAAGUCGGGGGGCGACUACGCCUACGUCAAGGACAUUUUCGGAGGCUUGGCCGGGUUCCUGCGUCUGUGGAUCGCCGUGCUGGUGAUUUACCCGACCAACCAGGCCGUCAUCGCGCUGACCUUCUCCAACUACGUGCUGCAGCCUCUCUUCCCCACCUGCUUGCCGCCGGACAUCGGGCUGCGCCUGCUCGCUGCCGUUUGUCUCCUGCUGUUGACGUGGGUGAACUGCUCCAGCGUGCGAUGGGCGACCAGGGUGCAGGACAUUUUCACGGCGGGGAAGCUGCUUGCCUUGGCCCUCAUCAUCAUCAUGGGCAUCGUGCAGAUAUGCAAGGGGGAGUACUACUGGUUGGAGCCGGCCAACGCCUUCGAGCCCUUCCAGGACUACGACGUGGGCUUGAUAGCCUUGUCCUUCCUCCAAGGCUCCUUUGCUUACGGCGGAUGGAACUUCCUAAACUAUGUCACAGAGGAGCUGGUAGAUCCUUACGUGAACCUCCCCCGUGCCAUCUUCAUCUCCAUCCCGCUGGUGACCUUUGUCUACGUCUUCGCCAACAUCGCCUACGUCACGGCCAUGAGUCCGCAGGAGCUGCUGGCCUCCAACGCCGUCGCUGUGACCUUUGGAGAGAAGCUUCUGGGUGUGAUGGCGUGGAUCAUGCCCAUCUCUGUGGCUCUGUCCACCUUCGGGGGAGUCAACGGUUCCCUUUUCACCUCGUCUAGGUUGUUCUUUGCCGGAGCCAGAGAGGGCCACCUCCCCAGUCUGUUGGCCAUGAUUCACGUCAAGCGCUGCACCCCCAUCCCGGCUCUGCUCUUCACCUGCCUGUCCACCUUGCUGAUGCUGUGCACCAGCGACAUGUACACGCUCAUCAACUACGUGGGAUUCAUCAACUACCUCUUCUACGGCGUGACCGUCGCCGGGCAGAUUGUGCUGCGAAUCAAACAGCCUGACAUGCACAGGCCCAUCAAGAUCAACCUGAUUUGGCCGGUGAUAUACCUCCUCUUCUGGGCCUUCCUCCUCAUCUUCUCGCUCUACUCCGAGCCGGUGGUGUGCGGCAUCGGUCUGGCCAUCAUGCUCACCGGCGUGCCCGUUUAUUUCCUGGGCGUCUACUGGGACAACAAGCCAAAGUGCUUCGACGCAUUUGUCGACAAGUUGACGUAUGUGGGUCAGAGGUUCUGCCUGGUGGUUUAUCCAGCUCAGACGUCGGACGACGACGAGGGCGAGGAAAUGAAGGAAGCCAGGUCGCCUCUGUCCAAAGGGGACGACGAAAAACACAAAUCGGCCGACUGCUGAAGCCGCUCGGACGCCCGUUUACUGAUCUCUUUCUUACUGGAAAUCUUUUGGUGAAAAAAAAAACAAAAAAAACAAAAAAUCAUCUGUGUGCCAAAUAUGCUGUGAUGACAUUUUGAAGAGCAAUAAGCUUUCACCUGGAAACGUGUG